Molecule: messenger RNA, 5470 nt
Organism: Cavia porcellus (domestic guinea pig)
Lineage: Eukaryota; Metazoa; Chordata; Mammalia; Rodentia; Caviidae
Gene: Mturn
Product: maturin, neural progenitor differentiation regulator homolog
Exons: 3
Coding region: 136-531 (131 amino acids)
Biological process (GO): regulation of signaling; positive regulation of megakaryocyte differentiation
Cellular component (GO): cytoplasm
Source: RefSeq, a predicted model, not a curated record
CACCGCGGGUAAACAGUCCCCGCCGGCGAGGCCAGCACCCGGGGGAGCCCGGCCGCCGCCCGGCCCAGCCGCCGCCCGCACGCCGGGGAGCGCGCCGCCGAGGCGCAGGCGAGAGGCGCGGGCGCCGGCGCGGCGAUGGAUUUCCAGCAGCUGGCGGACGCUGCGGAGCAAUGGUGCUCCAACACGCCCUUCGAGCUCAUCGCCACCGAGGACACCGAGCGCAGGAUGGAUUUCUACGCCGACCCCGGCGUCUCCUUCUACGUGCUGUGUCCGGACAACGGCUGCGGCGACAGUUUCCACGUGUGGAGUGAGAGCGAGGACUGCCUGCCUUUCUUACAGCUAGCGCAGGAUUACAUCUCCUCCUGCGGCAAGAAGACGCUCCAUGAAGUCUUGGAAAAAGUCUUCAAGUCCUUCAGACCUUUACUGGGGCUUCCAGAUGCAGAUGAUGAUGCCUUUGAAGAGUACAGUGCGGACGUGGAAGAGGAGGAGCCUGAGGCGGACCACCCCCAAAUGGGGGUCAGUCAGCAGUAAAACCGCGAGCUGCCUCUGGAGAAGGAGUGAGCCCUGCGGUCCCCUUGGUGGGGUUGUGUCUCCUGGGUUAGCAUUUGGCGUUAGCACCUCGAAACAGGACAUCUGGCUCCCAGCAUCCAAAUUCAAAUGAAAUACCUUUUUAACGACCACAAGAUAUCUGUGAAUGAGCUUUGCUCAGAAUUGACCUGAAUUUCAGUCCCACUUCAGUGGGGUUUCUUUGAAAUCGUCUUGGUAGCCUUUGCCACUUUGAAUCUAGAGUCCAUUUUGUGGCUGCCUAUUCCCUCUUAAGUUUAUGUUGGAGAAUUAGCAUUUGCUGGCUGGAAUGCGGAGAACUGAGUGUAUUAAGGGUGUGUUUUGAGUCCUCACAGGUGACCUUGCUGAGGAGAAGCAUGGCAGAGAAGAAAUACAGUCUGCACUUUUUAUGUACCUUUAAGUGUCUGUAAGUGAAAGAUUUUGCUUAUAAAGCAUGAGUUUUAAUAUCUAGUCAUUAAAGUGCACAAGUGCAAAGGCAAGAGCAGAAGAGGAGACUCACUUAGCUUUGGAUUAAGAGGUUGAGAGAGGCAGAGAAGCCAUGAGAUUUUCACCAUUACUAAAUUAAUACCUGCGUAUGCAGCAGCUAGUUCCUGAAUAGGUGUAAAUGUUACUUUCUUGUUCAGUUUGAAAAUAUGCUAAUUCCAAAGCUACUUUUAAAGCCUAAAAUAGUGGAAGAUACAAGUGAGGUGAAAGACAUAGAUUGUUGACUUCUUUCAGCUAUUUAUAAAGUGUCCCACACAGAAAAUCAAACAUUUCCUUUUCUCUUUCUAAUGAGGUGGAAACUUGUUAAAUUGUGAAAACACCUAGAAUCCAAGUAAGUGCCACUUAAAUUUUGAAGCCAUAGAUAAAUUUAAUAGGAAAAUAAAUCAGGAUAAAAAUUUUUUAAAUACAAUAGAAUUCUCGUUUACUUUCUUAAUCUUUUACUCCUUAAAAAUGAAAAGUCAAGAAAAGGCUCCUGUUAGGUUAUUUAGUUAGAAUUAUAAUCAAGUACUUUUAAGGGACCUAAUGGCAGUGAAUUCUUAGAGUACCAUGAAAACAGGAAUAUUAAUCAUGGGGUGACUGGUUUCAAAGGGGGCAUUUUAAUGAUCAAGAUACUCACACAACUCACAGAGACAAUUUUUGUCAUAGCCAACAGAUAGUUACGGGUACAUCCUUUGCAACACUAACAUGGAAUUAUUUGAAACACUCAUUUUCUCGGACCCUUUCGCAUCUCUUGAUUCUAAUACCUAAGAAUGCGGUGCUUCCUUUAUACUGUUUGACUAUUCCUGGCAUCUGGGUUGGAGAUGUUUUUAAUCAUGCACACAUGUGGCCAUGAGGUCAUUAUUAUUUUGAAUUGAAAAAAAAGAAAAAAGAAAAACCAGGAGUAGCCGAAGCCACAGAUCUCAUGGGAGUCCUGUAUAUCUUCCAGGCAUCUCAGUGUAAACCUGAUCAUCUCCACGUUUUCGGAGUGGCGCUGUGGGGAGUUCAGCCAUUCAUGGUCGAAUAGUGUACUCCAGUUGCAAGUCCUAGGGUGAGAUAACACAGUGGUUUCCAUCUCUGCUUUAGUACCCACGUGAUCUUUGCUUGGGAAACCUGAUCGGUUAAUUUCAAGUUCAAUGAAUUUUUCAAGUAGCCUAUUAGCAAAACCCACUCUGGAUGAGUGGGUUCCACCCUUUGCAGCCCUGCCUGUGUUCCCACCAGCUCUGCUCUCAGCAAAGAAGGCUGAGCUCUUCAGUCUGUGGCUUUUGCCCAGUUUGGUAAUAUCCACUUUUAUACAGUGGACUGUAAGAAUGCCUUCCGCAACAGAAGUGAAGCUCUGCUAGCUUGCUGCAUCCUAAGGUAUACUGGAAUUUUAUACAUAGAGACUUUAAAUCUAAAUUUAUGUAUGUUUGGAAAUGGAUGGACAUUUUAUCAAGAAAGUAUUUAGACUUUGUCCAAUACAUUUGGUAUUAUUGUGUUAAUGUUCUCUGUAUAACAAGGGAGCUGAGAUAGACUGGGCCAUUCAGUGAGCUGAUGAGAACUGCGGGCUUUGUUCCACCCCAGGGCUAGGAGAGAGCAACCCUGGAUGGGACUUACUUUCCAUGGCAGAACCCCAAAGGCAUUAGCAAAUCAAAUUGUUUCCUUUCAACUUCCUUUCUUUAAUAGUGUGCAGGGUUCUCCUAGUGCUCCCAUUCUCACAGACACUCACACUCACACCUGCCAUUCUGGCUACUUUUUUUGGAGCUUUGAAGCAAGACCAGCACGUGAGGUGAAUGAGAUUGGCAGCCUGUGGGUUGUUUUGAGCUGGGACAAGUUCAUGACCUUCCCUAAAGAUCCACAUCAGAGUCACUUACCAGGAGGCAGCAAUGGUAUGGGAGGAGUAUCUCUUGGAGUAUGCAGGGCAGCUGGGUCUUAGUUUGACUCUGCUAUUGUCUGUAGGACCAUGACGAGUCCUUUCACUGGACUCUGCAUCAGUGCUCUCUGUUCUUCCAGCAUUAAACACUGCUUCUGCACCUGCCUUAGGAAGUACAUGUGCGUAGGGGUAACAGUCACGGGCAGUUAGGACCAGGAGAAGGAUGUGUGUUUGGAAUCUUGCCAAAGAUGCUGUCUUGGCAAAGGAUGAUGGCCACCAGCCCCACUUAGAAUAUGUUGGCCUGUGAGCAUCCAACAAAGGAGUCUAGACUGCACCCAGGCAGUGCAGCCAGUCUGCUUUUCUCCCUCCAAGAAGGUGAAGUGAAGCCCCAGAGGAUGUACUUGUCUUGACCAUCCUUGUUCCAUUUGCAGAAGGUAGAGCUUCGCCUGGUGCCCUGACACCUGACACUGGGGGCUUUGGGUAUGCUAACUGGGGUGGGGGGAAAUGUGCAUGAGACUAGCUGGAAGAGAAUAACAAGAUAAAUAUUUUGACUUUCUUGUCCUGUCAUUCAAGAGAGAGAAAGUGACAGUGAAAGUAAAGUCAGGGAGCCCGUGGGCGUGUGAGAAUGAGGUGGUAUGAGAGAGAAUGAGGUGCCAUCAAUGGCUGGCUUAUCGUGUGGCCAGCUGUGACAUUUGGAAUCAUGCUUGUGAUCACACUACAGAGCCAUGGUCCUGGAUGUCGGUGAGCCGUGCAGAUGCUCUUGUGGCCUGGCUCCUUUGCUCUGCCCAGUGGUCACGUUGUGCAGGCUUCAGGGAAUCAGUGGAUUUUGGAGCCAGGGAGAGAGGCAAAGCCCAUGUGGUGCCUGGCACCGCCACGAGUUCUGCUACACAGAGGCUCCACUCCGUGUGUGUCGUCCAGGCCACAGCAACACAUGGUACAUUUUUUUUCAUAACUAGAACACAGAAAGUUCAUUAUGCAGGGCUAUUCUUGUGUCCUGGUGCCCGAUUUGGGUGUCUAGUGUACUUAAGUGGAAACUUCUCUCCUUUAGUAGUGACCGGCAUUGUGUAUAAAUAGAAACUGUUCUCUAGCACAAUACACGUCUCUGAAUAUAGUUUCUGUUUCAUGAGAGCACAAAGUGUAUGGUCCUAGGGGAGCUGUGACCUCAGUGUGUCACUGCAAUUUGUAUUUUAGGAACCUGCUUUGCAUGUUAAAAAUUCAUGGGUUGAAAAACUGGCACAAAUCUGAUAUCCCAUAGUGAGGGGGAUGUCAGAAUACAUAGGAUUUAAUUUGGGUGUGAGGAGAUGAACUGGGGUGGGAGGAAAGUUAAGUCUUAAAGUCAGGUCUGACUUGUGAAACACAAAAAUAAAAACCAGUCAUCAGUCACCAUGUGAAGCAUAGGAAAACUUUCCAUGUCUGUCUCUAGGGGCCUUCUUUGCUCAGAGAGAGAGUGUUGAGAAGAUGUUGGCAGUGGGUUUGUGGCUUUAAAAACACCCCCCAGCCAGGGACACAGCAGAUGUCCUGCACAUCUGGUGGACUCCUUUCUUGAAGGAACCCAGCUGCCAGCCAGAGAAGCCUGGCUUUCUGGAGAGCUGGUAGAUCCAGGAAGGGCCAUGGUGAGGGCAUGCAAGGUGGCCCACCUUCCCCACCUGCUCCAGGUUGCAGAGGAAACACAAGGACAACUCCAGCUGGGAUAGGUUGCUUCUUCCCAAGGGUGAGCCAGCUCCAAGAGAGGCUGUUGCUGGUUGCUUCCUCUUUAGAGAAGCCUAAGGGUUUUUUUUUUUUUUUCUUUUUUUGCAUUAAAAAUAAUCCUCUUUCAUAACGACUCACUCAGUUAUCUUGGCCUUCUGAUAACACGUGUGACACAAUAAGCUGUGCUCUUUUAGAUUUUAUACAGAAUAAUUCUAAAACUCGCCAGAAUGCCUAUAACCUGUGGUCUCUAUAGCAGUGACUAUUUCAUGGUAAGAAUCUGAUUUAAAGCACUGUAAGGCAUAAGCAGUUAAAAGUGUGUCCCAGGCCACAUACAAAUGAACAUUUAGUUGAGUUGUUCGGUACUGGAAGACGUUGGCAGUCUGUUCUUGAUAAACUACUUUUCCCUGGGUGUUAUGCUUUGUUUUGUUUUUGUUUCUCAAGAUUCAUUUUUUCACCAGGUACUAUAAAGAUGCAGGAUGGCAAAAUGUCAGUUUCUUAGAGGAGGAAGUAGAUCUUCAGUGUUAGACAAACCUGACACACUCUGUGAUCCAGUCCUGAUCUGUGCAUCAAAAGCAAAAUGUAGCCACCUACACAAGAAGCGAAAAAGGAAGGAAUGGGGUUUUGGUUUGUUUUUUGCUUCGUUGUUGUUGUUGUUUUAGGCAAGAAGUGUUUCCUGUAGGAUGUGUGUUCUUUCUUUGCUUUUAUAUUUCCUUUAAAACAAAUCUCUUGUAAAUUAGAAAACUGUGAAAUGGGUUGCCAAAAACUGUUGCCCUUUGUUAGAUGCCUCAAACCCUAUAAAUCCUCUCUUGCCCCCGUCCCCAUCUGCUCCCUCCUCCCUUCCCGGGAGAGCAGGAGCUCAUCCAACACUGUAAUUACCAUCCGCUUGCUAUUAAAGAGCCUUCCAAA